Molecule: messenger RNA, 1167 nt
Organism: Rhizoctonia solani
Lineage: Eukaryota; Fungi; Basidiomycota; Agaricomycetes; Cantharellales; Ceratobasidiaceae
Exons: 13
Coding region: 1-1167 (388 amino acids)
Source: RefSeq, a predicted model, not a curated record
AUGCCUGUUUCCCCAAAGAAUAUUCUAGUGUUUUGCGACGGAACGGGCCAAGAUGGUCUAAUCACAGAGGAAGCCCCAUUGGAUAAAUCCGCUAACCAUUUCACGAAUGUGUUGAGAUUAUCCCGAGCAAUCACAAAGACCUUUGUAGAUGAGGAAGGGGACGAACGGUUACAGAUCGUUUACUACCAGAGUGGAGUUGGGGUUGCCACUGACUUUAACGGAGAAGAAGCCUACUCGGAUAGCGCCAAGAAAGCGUUCGGUACUGCCGUAGCAAGCAAAAUCCGUGAUGCGUACAAUUUUAUUGCCCAGAAUUAUAUAGAAGGAGAUGAGAUCAGUAUCUUCGGAUUCUCACGAGGUGCUUACACCGCUCGCAAAAUAUCCGGCCUCAUCGACCGAUUGGGACUUCUCGCUCCAAAGGAUAUGGGGAAGUUCUUUACCUACUGGAAACAGCUUAACGGCAAACUUUCGGGAAGCCCGCCUCGCCCUGACAAACCGGUCCCAAUUAAGUGCCUUGUAACUUGGGAUACAGUGGGAUCGGUGCGCAAUGGCACCCAAGAGGUAAUUGACGCCCUUCAGCUAGAUGACGACAAGCUCGCAUCCAACGUCGAGAACGCUUGGCAUGCGGUAUCCUUCCAUGAGAACAGAGAGAAGUUCAUGUGCACUCUUUUCGGCGGAGCAGCGGAGGGUCAGACACUGAAACAGGCAGCUCACUCUGACGUUGGAGGUGGCUAUGCAGAGAUGGAACUUGCAGACACCACUUUGGCUUGGAUUGUGGGUGAGAUAUCCAAAUGUGUGGGCAUAGACGAGGAUUUCAUUGAAAAAUCUCUGAGCAAUGUCGACAACAAGCCGAAGUGGGGAACAGCAACUCCCCAUAACGCCUAUGUCGCAUCCGGUUUCUUGCGUCCCCUCAUGGGCCGCGAGAACAGGCUGUCACUUAUAAACAAGGACUCUGUUCUGCACCCGAGUUUGCUUCUUGCGCCUGAUACCAAGGGCAUGGUGACGAUCUCUGACCUGAAGAAACACUUGAAGGUGUCUGAUCUUGAGAAAAAUACCUGUGAACUGAAUGAGUUCGAGGCAAAGGUCAGGGAGUUCUGGCACGAUAAAUUCCGCGAUGGCAACGAGAUACCUCAGUUCGAGACUCAGGACGAUGCCGAGGGCUUGGUGUAG